CCAGGUCCACAGGGUGAAAAGGGCGAUCAGGGCGACCAGGGACCGCGGAUGGUCUUCCCUAAGAUCAAUCAUGGCUUUCUUUCUGCUGACCAGCAGCUUAUAAAGCGGCGCCUCAUUAAGGGCGAUCAGGGUCAAGCUGGUCCACCGGGGCCUCCGGGCCCUCCAGGCCCUCCCGGUCCCCGGGGUCCCCCAGGGGACACAGGCAAAGACGGGCCACGCGGUGUCCAGGGUCUCCCGGGUGAUCCUGGACAGCCUGGAGAAAGUGGACCAAUGGGACCCGAGGGCCCGCCAGGGUUGAAGGGUUCACUCGGGCCACCUGGCGUGGCAGGUGCCGACGGACUUAAGGGGGAUUUGGGUAUGCCUGGAUUGGACGGCGUUCCAGGAGCAAAGGGUGAAAUGGGAGAGCGAGGUGAAAAGGGUGACAUGGGAGAAGACGGUGUGAAGGGAGAAAUGGGCGAGAAGGGCGACGCUGGUUCUUCUGCAGCAGGAAUCAAGGGGGAACCUGGUGAACCUGGACGCAGUGGACACAAGGGAGAGCCAGGACUUCCAGGGCUGCCUGGACUUCCAGGGAUAAAGGGGGAGCCUGGUUUCCUGGGUCCUCAGGGAGAACCAGGACUCCCAGGACUACCAGGAACCAAGGGAGAAAAAGGCGACCAUGGGCCACAAGGAAAAGGUGAACGAGGAGACGUUGGUGCUCCUGGACCCAAGGGAUCCCAGGGCGAAAGCGGUGCACCUGGCUUUAAAGGUUCAAAGGGGGAGACAGGUGAUAAAGGAGACCUUGGACCUGCUGGCCCUCGGGGUCCCCCAGGGCUCAAAGGGGAUCAAGGAGCCACUGAGAUCAUCGACUACAAUGGAAACAUUCAGGAAGCUCUUCAGAGGAUAACAACUGUUACAGUGACGGGCCCCCCUGGUCCUCCAGGUCCUGCUGGUGCUCAGGGUAUUAAGGGUGAUCGUGGACUUCCUGGCCUUCCGGGGCUCGAUGGAGAAAGAGGAUAUAAAGGCUCAAAAGGGGACAUGGGGAUGCCGGGAGCCUCUGGGGAUAAAGGAACAACUGGUUUACCUGGUCUACCUGGUGUCAAUGGUGCCAAGGGGGACAAGGGCGACCCAGGCCUACCUGGCCCUCAGGGACCUUCAAUUGUUGGACAACCAGGAGCACCAGGCCCUCAUGGGCCUCCAGGUCCCAUGGGCCCCCAUGGUUUUCCUGGACCAAAGGGGGAAGCUGGUUUGAAUGGCGUGAAAGGGGCACGUGGAGAGCCAGGUCACAAAGGUGACAGAGGGCCAUUAGGUCUUCCUGGAGCCUCUGGCUUGGACGGCAAGCCUGGAAUCAGGGGAGCUGAUGGACCAUUAGGUCCGGCUGGUCCUGCCGGGCCGAAGGGAGACAGAGGCGAGAGUGGACCUCCCGGAGAACCAGGACCUCGAGGACCGUAUGGACUUCCUGGAUCGGCUGGAACACCAGGCCUGGAUGGCUUACCAGGCUCAAAGGGAGAGCCAGGUGAAGCUGGCGAAAGAGGAGAAAAGGGGGAGAAGGGAAAGAAGGGCAAAAAAGGGCCUAAGGGCGAGAAAGGAGAACAGGGUGCCCCUGGAUUAGAUGCUCCCUGCCCAUUGGGUCCUGAUGGGUUACCGAUGCCAGGAUGCUGGCAGAAGUGAUCUAACCAGACACGCAUGGACUUUGUAAAUAAUGCUUCUAUGAUGCUAUUUAUAGUUUCAUUUGAUUUGUUUGGGUUUUUUUUUUUUGAUGGCAAUGAAUCUUAAAAGAGUCAAGUGUGUGUGAACACAGAGUGCACAGCCAGCAGCAGAACUCUGGACUGGAGAGCAGUGCCUCUGGUCCGAAGAGACAUGAGCGGAAGAGGUGGCUCCUUGAGGCUGCGUCCACAUCAUGACGGCACAGUUUGAACAGGAACCGUGAAGAGUGUUCAUUAUUUUUAGAAAACUGAGUGCUAACUUGGUGCAACUUGGUCAAGAGAGCGAGUGUGUGUGAGACACGAGUGUCAUGAAAGGAGCAGAAGAUGAAAGGGAAGGUUUAGACAGAUGCAGAAAACAAGCCCAGUUGAUAAUGCAGUCACUGUAAAGGUGCCGAUGUUGCGUUAUAGCACUGAAGGUUCGUAUACGGAAGCGUGGCACUGUGGACGCAGCCUCGGCCAAAACAGGUUUGAGUUUUUUCAUGUGACUCACCUCGUCGUUUUCUAAACAACUAAAAGGAAAAAAAGUGGCAUGAGUUUUUCUGUCGUCGUGUUUAAAUGUGUCACUGUUCGCUCGUCGUCUUGGCUUCUGCAAGAAAAACAAACAAAAGUCACAGCUCUCCUCCUCCAAUCCUCCAAAGGGCCAAACCCCGUGGCUGGUCGCCUGAGUCGUCAGGAGGAUUGCUGGAAUGAUUGAUUGAUUGAUUGACUGACCGACAUCCUGGUCACAUGUCAGCUCCUCACCCAGAGCAGAACUCUUAGGUGCAACCACUUUGAUUGUCCACCUGUUCGGCGGCCGCUGAGUCUCCAGGAGCUGAUUCUCGGGAAACUUUGCUGCGGACAGGAAACCCUUGGAGAGUUUUUGCUUGUUUGUUCUUUAGCGUCAAAUGUUGCUCUCAUUCUUAAGAUUUCUGUUUGAAGCCUUUGGUGCCUCAAGGUUUGAUGCAUUCCUUUUUGUUUCUUUUUCAAUUCCUGUUUUAUUCUUCAACUGUUGUCGACAUGCUGUAUCGAUCAAGCUGCAUGUACACUUUGUUGACAGGAAGUGUUGGAAAUAAGCUUUUAUUUUGAAAGGGCAUCAAACUUUUGUGGAGGUGAUGUACUUUGCUGAUCAUCUCAUUCAUGUUCAGGGGUCUAGCUUCCAUGUGAAGUCACAUUCCUGACCGAUGGAACAAAAUCAUGUCAGUGGAUUUUUUUAUUUUAUUUGUGAUUGACUGUCAAAUAUAUAUGCGACAGAUAGUCGGUCUGGGGUCAGUGUUUAUGAAGUUUGUGUAAUAUUUUGCAUAUUUGUUUAACUUUAUUUAUUUUUUAUAUGACUUGUAUGAACACAUUUUAAAUAGCAUUCCGAUCAUGUUUGGCUUUAGCUAAUAUUCUGGACUCACAGGUCUCACACACACGAAAUGCAGCAUGACGAAGGCACAUAACCGUUUCACACACACAACAAAGAUAACAGAAAAGCUGCACCCUGACGGUAUGUGAAACCACACAGGACCUUCUGUCAUAGAGUCACACUUUCGGCAGCAACAUAAAAAUGUUGGCUGAUUGAAAUUCAUCAUUCACAUGGAAACACAACAAAAACAACCUUAUCAGAAAAGUAAACAAAACACACUCCAGACCAAGAACUCAUAAGCUUUGGAUCCAUUUCCCCCGACGACAAAUAUCACUGUUCUACGUCUCUUUGUAUUGAAUGUAGCUGAGUUUGUGUAUAGUGGAUUAUAAAUAUAAUCGUGCUCAUUUUGACAAGAAGUGCAAUUUAUAUCAUGGUUGAUGUCUCUACUGUAAAUACCACUAUUCGUGUACAGACACCAGCGGACGCGUCCACUGACUCUUACUUCUUUGUUUCCAUAUCCGUCCUCUCUCGGUGCUGUAUCUUUAGCAUGUGCAGUUAUUUUUCUAUUGAUUUUAUUGAGUUUCUUUGAAGAUUACUGCAAGUGUGUUCACUUGUUGAUUCUGCUCUUGAGCAGAAGUGCCAAAAUAUUUCUACGGUUUAUUUCGGUGUGUUUGUUGUUGGGACGAUGCUCUCACGCCUUCAGUGUUGUACAGAAGCAAUGGAAUAUGAAUAAAUUGCAAAGAUGAAUUUCA
Synchiropus splendidus (mandarinfish) is the source of this 3758-nucleotide messenger RNA. Its product is annotated as collagen alpha-1(XXV) chain. The transcript is spliced from 34 exons. The record is from RefSeq and is a predicted model, not a curated record. Lineage: Eukaryota; Metazoa; Chordata; Actinopteri; Syngnathiformes; Callionymidae. The coding region runs from base 49 to 1647 and encodes 532 amino acids.